AGACGACAUAAUUUUCUUUAAGUCAUGAAUAAUAUUUAUGAAUUAUCUUUUUUGAGGUUUAUUAUGAAAACUAUCUGAUCUCAGAACAACUUAAAUAAAACCCAAGUGGAUUGCGGUUGGGUAGCAAGCAGGAUAUGGUCACCGCUGUUCGCGAUCGUUCAGAUGAAAGUGAUCUGUGUCAAUUAAUAUCUCCUGCAUAUCGACUAGAGGACUUCUUGAGGGUAAUUAAGCAAUUUUGAUUAUUACCCGAUGAUAAAAAGACGAAACAAAUGACAUUUUAAUUUUUUGCGAUAAUAUUCUUGAUAUUAACACGGAUUUUUCCUGAGGCUAUUUAAGGAAUACUUUAAUGGCAUGAUCAGUUAACGAGAUAAAGAAUUUAAUUACUGGUUUAUCUUGAAGAAAAUAUUUGAGAAAGUUUUAAAACGAAUUAAGAUCGUUAUCACUGAAAAAUCUUAGGAACAUGUAUGUCUACCAGGGUGUGAAACGGACUAAAACCUGGCGACAUAUCCCGUAACUGUUAAAAAAAUUCUCUACCUGGGAGCUUAACUUAAUUAGGAAGCAGUUGAUAUUUUUACGAACCAAAAGGGAUAAUUUACUUCUUAAUUUACAUCUUUAAGUAUAUAGUUUACGUGGUGUGUUUUUGUAACUUUAUUACAAGAAAGUAAUUUUGGCCGUAUAGAAUGAUCGUGGACUACCGGAAAGUUCCGAUGUGUAAUUUUGACUAUGCUUAUUUUGACGAUUAAUUACAGAAAUUAUCGGUGUUUUGUGAUUUCGUGGAUACUACAUAUACUGACAUUUUUAUUUUCACCUGUCAGGCCCCAAUUAGUCGGUACCAUAUCUCUGUGUGAGAACGAAGGGGAAGAUAUUUACAUCGAAGGAAUAACUGGACCGUGUAUUCGUUGUUUUUGUAAGAACGGUGAAGUUCGGUGUGAGCGAGAAGUGUGUCAGAGUUUAGAAGGUUGUUACAUGAUAUUGUUCGAUAAUCCGUGGCAGAAGAACCAGUGUUGUGAGGUCUGUAAACGUUGUCAGUACCAGGGAAAAGCAUUUGAUAGUGGACAGUCCUGGGUAGAGGCUGAUGAUCCUUGUGUUACAUUGCACUGCAGGGCUGGAGUUAUAACUAGAUCAGAAAUGAAGUGCUAUACCCCAUGCAUGGACCCUGUGACCACGCCUGGGCUGUGCUGUGGCUCUUGUAAAGGAUGUAAUUUCCAAGGGAAACAACUCAGUGAUGGAGAGUCUUUCACGUUAAAUUCAGAUCCAUGUACAAAGUGCUUAUGUCAGAGAGGAAGUAUAGUAUGUCAAAAGCAAGCUUGUCCCGUUUUAAACUGUCCAGCUAAUGUUAUAUAUACUCCAAACGGAUCAUGCUGUGCUGUUUGUUCAGGAGAAAGAAGAAUAUUUAAUUUACCUGGUGGGAGGUGCUUCUUUCAAAAUAAAAUUUACAAAACAGGACAGCUAUUUAUGCCAGGGAACUGCACAAAAUGUACAUGUAUGGAAGGAACUGCUAUUUGUGAGAGAGAAUCUUGCCCACCUUUGACAUGUUCCCUGGACAGAGCAUUUCAACCAAAAGAUUCCUGUUGUAAAAUUUGUCCUAGUAAAGAUCCAUGUGAAUACAAGGGUACAUAUAAACAGGAUGGACAAAAGUGGCAACCUCAUAUAUGUAUGUCAUGUUACUGUGAUGAUGGUGCUACCAGGUGUCGCAUGGAAAACUGUAAAAAUACUCUUUGGUGUCCAAUGGGCUAUAAAUUACAAUAUGUGAAAGAAGAAUGCUGUCCACGGUGCAUAGAAGUUGAGGGUGUUUGCACUGUGUAUGGCGAUCCUCAUUACCGAACAUUCGAUGGAAAGAUUUUUAAUUUCCAAGGACCAUGUAAAUACCUCUUGGCAGAAGAUGAAUCGGGUAAAUCAUUUGCUAUACGGGUCAGGAACGAGGCGAGAACAUCGCCGUGGUUCACGUGGACUAAAAUGUUAUCCAUUUUUAUAUCAGGACAUAAAGUAGGACUUCAUCAAAAACGGGUAGUAAAAGUAAACAGGAAAAGGGUGCGACUUCCGUUUACUAAAUUGCCUCAUUUUAAACUUUUUAGAGAGGGACAAUCCAUAGUCUUUCAAUCAAAUAUAGGUCUUAAAGUAGUAUGGGACGGUCAUAGUUAUGUAGAAGUCACUGUUGCUAGUCGUUAUAGAACUAAAAUGGCGGGACUGUGUGGUAACUAUAACGGAAAUGCUGAUGAUGACAUGCGUGGAAGAGACCAGAAAGUUUACAAAAAUAGUGAAGAAUUCGGAGACACUUGGAGAGUUGGCAGUAGGGCUGCAUGUGCGAUUGUAGAUAAACAAGAGACCCAAUUGCCAUCUUGUGAUACGGAAAAACAUGCAUUGAAAAGAGCUAAGACUGAAUGUAGUACUAUUUUGGGAAGCAUGUUUACAAAGUGUCGACGCAGGGUAGACGUUGGACCUUAUUAUAGGUCAUGUAUUACGGAUAUGUGCGACUGUCCACAAGAUCAAGUAUGUGCAUGUGAAUCAUUCAAAGCUUAUGCACAUGCGUGUUCACGCUUUGGAAUUUCAACCAAGUGGGAUGAAGAAAUAAUUUGUCCACAUCAAUGUCCAGAAGGUGCACGUUUCAAAAAAUGUACAAAGAAAUGUGAACGAACCUGCGAUAAUUCAUACUCAAGGCGAAAAAUCUGUAGAGACACAUGUGCCCCAGAAUGCCUUUGUCCUAAGGGACAAGUUUUGUUAAACAAGAAGUGUGUAAUGAAAAGAGACUGUCCCACACGGUAAAAGAGGACCAAUCUAGUCUUUUAAGUCCGUCCUGCUCAAUAUGUUAUCCCUGUAGUGAUGUGCAAUGAAUUAUUUAAAUGUAUGGCCAGUAAUAAUAUUCCAUUGUCUAGUAAUGUAAAAACAUAUGAAUGUAGUGAACUGCAUUUACGUUGAUUAAUUGUAUUUUUAACAUAAUGCGCUUUCUUAAGUAACAAUUGUUAAAUGUACUGUUAGAUUUUUUCCUUUAAUUCAAAUUUGUUUAUUUGUUUAUAUUAACUACGUCUGUUCUACAGCUAUUAGUUAGAAUUAUUAAAAAAAAAAAUGACGACACAUUGCUGAAUUGGGAAAUAUUGUAAAAGGGUAAACAAAUAUUCUAUCUUAAACAUGUUAAAGUUAAGUAUUCGACUUUUUUGUCCAAAUGACCUUUUUGCCGUGUGUACGAUCACUGUGAGUUUUUACAUUAAAUGUAUUAACCGGUUAAAGAUUGAUCAUUGGAUAUUUGAUAUAUUCAGAUGAAAACAAACAUAGAAUGAGAUUAAAACUCUUUUCAGUGCACAUAUAUAUUGGAAAAAAUAGAAAUAGCCUUGUAGCUUUCAGUCCGUUUUCCUAUAGAAACACCAUUUGAAGUUGUUUCUAAAUAAGAUUGAGGCGAACUAAUCUUUGAGCCAUUCUAAUCAUAAAGUUUCCUCGUUAAACAUGCUGAUAAAUUUUAUUUAGGAUAAGUCCAGGAAUUAUUUACAAAUAUAAAUGAAAAAAAAGUUCAAUCAGAAAUAUACCUCAAGAUUAACAUAUCAUAAACAAAACAUUGUUUUCUAUAUCUAACAAAAUAGAAGUCUAACUAUUUCAUGUAAUUCUUAAGAUGUGGACUUACUAAUUUUCUUAACCUUUUUGAAAGGAAAUUCGAUUCAUAUGACUUGUCUCCUAUUCAUAUUUUUGUGUAUUCCAUUUAUGUCUGACUUAAUAUACUCCAUGAACAGUUUUGCCAAAGUUCUUUCUAAUCAUUUUGUUUAUGUUCAGGAUUGUACAUUGUAAUAUUUAACAUUAUUUAUUAUGUUAUUUGUAUUUUUUAUAAAAGAUCUGAUGGAAUGUUUA
This is a messenger RNA of Mytilus californianus (California mussel), 3834 nucleotides long. RefSeq names its product BMP-binding endothelial regulator protein-like. The record is from RefSeq and is a predicted model, not a curated record. Lineage: Eukaryota; Metazoa; Mollusca; Bivalvia; Mytilida; Mytilidae. Gene Ontology annotation, molecular function: protein binding. The transcript is spliced from 13 exons. The coding region runs from base 724 to 2763 and encodes 679 amino acids.